AUGAGCGCCCUGGCCACGUCGGCCCCCAACGCGUCCUGGGGGGCGCUGGCCAACGCCUCGGACGGCCCGGACCCCGAGCCGCGGCCGGUGGACGCCUGGCUCGUGCCGCUGUUCUUCGCCGCGCUGAUGCUGCUCGGCCUGGCAGGGAACUCUCUUGUCAUUUUCGUCAUCUGCCGCCACAAGCAGAUGCGGACGGUGACCAACUUUUACAUAGCCAACUUGGCGGCCACGGAUGUGACCUUCCUGUUGUGCUGCGUGCCCUUCACGGCCUUGCUCUACCCGCUGCCCGCCUGGGUGCUGGGCGACUUCAUGUGCAAGUUCGUCAACUACGUGCAGCAGGUCUCGGUUCAGGCCACGUGCGCCACUCUGACCGCCAUGAGCGUGGACCGCUGGUACGUGACCGUGUUCCCACUGCGCGCCCUGCACCGCCGCACGCCCCGCCUGGCUCUGGCGGUCAGCCUCGGCAUCUGGGUGGGCUCUGCGGCCGUGUCCGCGCCGGUGCUCGCCCUGCACCGCCUCUCGCCGGGGCCCCGCACCUACUGCAGUGAGGUCUUCCCCAGCCGCGCCCUCGAGCGGGCCUUCGCUCUCUACAACUUGCUGGCGCUCUACCUGCUGCCGCUGGCCGCCACCUGUGCCUGCUACGGGGCCAUGCUGCGCCACCUGGGCCGCACCGCCGUGCGCCCCGCGGCCACCGACAGCGCCCUGCAGGGGCAGCUGGGGGCAGAGCGAGCUAGCGCUGUGCGGGCCAGGGUCUCCAGGCUGGUGGCCGCGGUGGUCCUGCUCUUCGCUGCCUGCUGGGGCCCCAUCCAGCUGUUCCUGGUGCUGCAGGCUGUGGGUCCAGCGGGCGCCUGGCACCCGCGCAGCUACACCGCCUACGCGCUCAAGAUCUGGGCACACUGCAUGUCCUACAGCAACUCCGCGCUGAAUCCGCUGCUCUACGCAUUCCUGGGCUCCCACUUCCGACAGGCCUUCCUCCGGGUCUGCCCCUGCGCUCCCCGGAGGCCUCCGCAGCACCGGGGGUCUGGACCCUCAGACCCCACCGCCCCCCACACGGAGUUGCACCGCCUGGCGGCCCACCCGGCGACCGCCAGGACCCAGACACCAGGGAGCCGUGUGUGUGUCCGGAGGGAGCACCCAGGCUGUGUGUCCUGA
Molecule: messenger RNA, 1152 nt
Organism: Odobenus rosmarus divergens (Pacific walrus)
Lineage: Eukaryota; Metazoa; Chordata; Mammalia; Carnivora; Odobenidae
Gene: KISS1R
Product: KISS1 receptor
Exons: 5
Coding region: 1-1152 (383 amino acids)
Biological process (GO): neuropeptide signaling pathway
Cellular component (GO): membrane
Molecular function (GO): G protein-coupled peptide receptor activity
Source: RefSeq, a predicted model, not a curated record